Macrosiphum euphorbiae (potato aphid) is the source of this 1728-nucleotide messenger RNA. NCBI's taxonomy places the organism in Eukaryota, Metazoa, Arthropoda, Insecta, Hemiptera, Aphididae. The record is from the annotation of a GenBank genome assembly.
AUGAAUCGUGCAAGAAAACUGGUUGAAAUGGUUGUCCCUGACUUUGAUAAAGUUACAACCUUAAAGGAAAUAUGUGAGGAAGAUUUAAAGCUUUUAGAAUCAGUUAAUAGCAUUAAUGAGCAUGAGCACUGGGCUGUUGAUGAAAAUGGAAAGGAAGUUGACCUAAAUGUAUAUUAUGAUAAUCCUAUGCCAAUAACCACCAUAAAUAAUUUUAACAAUUUUGAUAAUUAUGAUUUUAUUAUUACUGAUAAUAUUAAUACUUAUGACAAUAUUGAUGAUGACACUGAACAAAAUGGUAAUGUAGAUGAUCCAAUAAAUGAAAUUAUUAGUAAUGUGGACUGUGAUGUUCUUAGUGAAUGUAUGUCUGAAAAUUCUAUAAAAAUUGGUAGAACAAAUAAGGAAAAAGCUUCUAUAAAAAGAGUUGCAGGAGACCCAUAUAUGGGUUCAAAAGUUAAUAAUGGUAAAUGCACACAGUCUUGUCCAAAGCCUGGAAGAUUUUUGAAAGAUUGUUGUGCUCAUAAUCACAAAAAAAAUAAAUUAGGAUCCAAAGGUUUUUUUUGUGGAAUGUUCACCGAAGUAGAUCGAAAAAUAAUUUUUAGAAAAUUUUGGAAGCUUGGAUCUUGGAAAGAAAAAAAAGCGUACAUAAAUGGUUUAGUUGUAACUAGAACUGUAGUUCGUAGAAGGAAAUCAACUAAAAUUAACAAAGAUACCACAGCAAAGAAAAAUUAUGCACGAGAUAUUUAUUUAUCUUUAAGUGAUGGUCAGAAAUACAAGGUAUGUCGUACAUUUUUCUUGAACACACUGUGCAUUGGUGAAGAUACAUUUAAAAGAUGGACCAAACAUGAUAUUGAGACAACCUCUAAGAGUUCUGAAACUAUAAUGGACAAUAAUAAUAGUAUUUUGAUGUGUGAAUCUACUUCUACUCAGAAAAUAUCUCCCAGAAAAAAUAAAAAAAUUCAAGAUACAGAAUUAGUUGUAACAUGGUUAAAUAUGUUACCUAAGGUACCGAGUCACUAUUGUAGAAAAUCUUCAAACAGAAUUUAUGUUGAGUCCACAUUUUUAUCUGUAUCUGAAAUGUUUAAGGAAUUUUCUAGAUGGGUCAAAGAAGAGUUGUCAAAAGAAGUACCUCGAGAUACACUUUUUCGCAGAGUAUUAAAAAAUGAAAAUAUAUACAUACACAAACCAAGAAAGGACCAGUGUGAUAUUUGUACCGGACAUAAAACAAAAAUUGAUGCAGUUGAUGAAAUUACUUACCAAAAUCAUAUACAAAGAAAAGAUAACGCCAGAACAGAGAAAAAUAAAAAAAAGGUUGAGGCAUCUGAUAAAAACAUUGUUGUAACUAUGGACUUGGAAAGCGUUUUAUUGUGCCCCAAUACACUAGCAUCAUCAAUGUUUUACAAGCAAAAGCUUCAGGUCCAUAAUUUUACAAUAUACAACCUGGGUGAUAAGUCAGUUACAUUAUAUGUGUGGCAUGAAGCCAAUGGAGGAGUAACUGCAAAUGAAUUCAUAUCAUGUAUUGUGGAUUUUAUAAUGAAUUUAAAUCAAAAUGCAGAACGAGUUACCCUUAUAUCUGAUGGGUGUAACUAUCAAAACCGAAAUAAAAGCUUAGCCAGUGCUUUAAGAUUGUUGUCAAAAGAAAAAAAUGUUGAUAUUGAGCAAUUAUUUUUGUGUAAAGGUCACACGAUGAUGGAGGUAGAUAGCGCAUUCAACUUUGGAACAUUAUUUUAA